Molecule: messenger RNA, 414 nt
Organism: Miscanthus lutarioriparius
Lineage: Eukaryota; Viridiplantae; Streptophyta; Magnoliopsida; Poales; Poaceae
Source: the annotation of a GenBank genome assembly
AUGUCGAUCCUGUGGGAGAAGAGCACGGGGUGGCGAUGGCUGGUUCGGCGGACGCGUGACUCGAAGCCCUUCUUCUUCACCUUCGCGGCGCUGUGCGGCGUCGUCCCCGGCGUUAUCGGCUACGGCGUGAUGCAGCUAACCAGCUCCCGCAACGAGCAGCUCGAGGCCCACCUUCGCUCCACGGCCCGACCCGAGACCACGAUGAUGGGGCAAGUAAACAGGGAGAGACUGGCGGAGUUUCUUGGCGAGCUACAACGGAAAGAGGACACGAACGACAGAUACGUCGCCGCACUGAAGGGGGAAACCCUGACCAGGAAGCGCUACGAACGCAUUCAGCCUGUGCCUGCCAACGUGCAAGCGAGCCAGGAGACGACUGCCAAGGCCAGUGCGGAGGAGAAACCCAAGGCAAAGUGA